Molecule: messenger RNA, 3401 nt
Organism: Pogona vitticeps (central bearded dragon)
Lineage: Eukaryota; Metazoa; Chordata; Lepidosauria; Squamata; Agamidae
Source: RefSeq, a predicted model, not a curated record
AAUACUUUUAAGCUUUGAUCUUAGAUCUAAUAAGAGCAAGUAACGCUUAAUCCUAACACAAUCAAAAUGUUUAUCUAGAAGUCAUCAUUGUCCUUCAGUGGAUCUCUGUUUCACCAGGAUCCCACCUUUGUUCCCCAAGAAAGAAAAAGGCAUAUCAAAUACACUGUCCUCUGGGAAAUGAAAAACAUGUUUCUCUCAGCCCAUUCUCUUGCCCAGAACUAAGAAAGAGUGCCUUCAUUAUCUGGUUGUCACUUUGCAUCAGAGUACCUGGUAACUGUAGUCACCAUUUCAGUAAAAAGCCUUACAAAGAUUGUAACUGUUCAAUAAUAAUUUUUAAAAAUCAGAGUUUAAUUUGGAGACCUAAUUACACGUUUUAUGCUCAUUCAUUCUGGAUGAAUAUAAUAAAAUAAUCUUCAUUUAUCCCUCAAAUCCAUUGUCUUCUGAAAACAGAAAGUAUUACAUAUAAAGCCAUCCAGGGAAAAUGAAACCGAAUCUUCUGAGAAUGAAGGAAAUUGCCUUGAUUUAUCUUGACAGGAGUGGUGGCCUUCAGAAAUUUGUAGAUGAUUGCAAGUUAUAUAACAGUGAUUCAAAACAAAGUUAUGCUGUAUUUCGGUUUCUUAUAUCAAUAAAUCCAUCUGAUAUUACUGAAUUGGAUGCUAUGUUUGGAAACUAUGUUCUACAUGAACCUGUGAAGGCCACGCAAAUAUUUCAAUCUGUAUGUUUUACAGCUGUUAAAACACUGUCACUAAUAGAACAGCUACAGACUGAAGCUCAGCUGAACAUAGUUCUGAAAAUAACACAUUUACCUUCCUUGCCUGGUUAUGUUCUCAAUCUCUGCAAAUUUCCAUUUGAUUACACUUCUCAGAGAUUUUAUAUGACAGAGGGAAUAGUGGUUGAAAUGACUGUUGUUACAAAAUAUACACAAGGAGCAAGAUUUGUUUGUUCUGAAGAAACUUGUCCAUUUUCUGAAGGAUUUCAUUAUGUCAGAGUUCAUACACCUGGUGCUACAGAAUCUGCAACACUGAGACAUGAUUUUGUAUGCAGUUUAUGUACUUCACCGCUGCGAGAAGAUAUGAAGUAUCGAGUACUUGGUGAUAAACAGGUAGUUGAAAUGAUUGAUACCAAAGCAAUUAAGGCAUUUCAAGGGUUUUCAACCAGUAGCAUGCAUUUCAGAUUUCAGUCAUUGACUGUGUUUCUAAGAGAAGAACUAUCCAAUACAAUGAAAUUAGGGAACAGGUACAAAGUUAUAGGAAUUCCCAUCUCGAUGCAAAACUCCACACAAGUCACACUUUGCCUGGAAGCCAACAGCAUACAUUGUUCUAGUAUAACAGGACCUUCCUGUAUCAGUGAAAAAUUUAAGUAUCUGCUUUUCUUAACUUCAAGCUCAUGUUGGAGAUUUACAGCUGUUCUGGCCUAUAAUUUUGCUUCACAAGUUCUUCCACCAGGCAUUUACAAUACUCUCAAACUGGCCAUAUUGUUGAGUCUAGUACACUCAAAUGAUAGAGACAACUCAACAGCAGUUUACCUGGAUCUUUUGGCAAUGACAAGUGAUUCCUUAAUAUUAGAGAGGCUUAUGAAUUACAGUGUUUGUCUUGUGCCCCGUGGAAUAAGGCACAUUUUGUCUAGUGACAUUUUUCCUACUGUGUCCAAAGAUAAACAUGGAACUGGAACUGCUAGCAUUCAAGCUGGUAGUGCUAUACUGGCUAAAGGUGGAAUAUGCUUCAUUGGAGAACUAUCAUCUCAUAAAAAGGAUAAACUUGAACAGUUCCAGACAGUGCUAGAGAACAGGGCAGCUACUAUAUUCAUUCCUGGAAAGAAAUAUGGACAAGAUACGGAUCAACAAGUUAUUCUUCCAGUUCAAACUAGUUUUUGGUCAUUUGUUGACAUGGAUUCUUCUCCUUCCAAAAGGAAUGUUCAGAAAGAAAACACUCUAAUUGGCCAGAUGGACUUAAACUUGAUUUCAGCUAACCUUAUAGAGGCUUUUGGGCUUGUGAUACACUGCAAUGAAUCAACAUUUUGCAAUUCAAUUCUUUCUACUGUAAAUUUCCUUUUAAAAAAGGCUAUCAGUCCAGAAGAGGCAGAUUAUACUGUGUCCCAACAGUUUACAACACAAGAUUAUGAGGAGUUUCUUGCUUUCGCCAGUCAUUUGCAAGUGGAACUUGGUUCAGAAGCAGAAAAACUAAUUCAUGGCUACUAUCUAGCCAGUCGAAGAGUUAGAACACAUCCUAUCAAUGGAUCACAUCUCUCAGCAACCUCACUGAAGACCUUGAUUUCCCUGGCCGAAGCCCAUGCUAAAUUGAGCUUAAGGACAAAAGUACUUAAAGAAGAUGUUUUGAUUGCUGUGUUGUUAUUUGAAUCAUCUCUUACUUUAAAACAUGGUGCUUCUGUAUUUUGUGUUGCCCCAGCUGCUGUUUUUCCAUUUGACCUAAAUGAUGAGAACUCCUUGAAUCAAAGGGAUGUUUACUUGAAGCAGUGCCAUCAACAGCUUAUACAAUUCAUUGCUACCUAUGGGCCUGCAGCACAUAUUCUCAGUAAUGAAGAUUAAUUCUUGUUUUUAAAGUUAGCUCUAUUCUUGUCAGUUUUUUAAAAAAUAAAAUAUAAUUGUGUAAAUAAGAUCAACUUCUAUAGUUAUUUAAAACAGUGGACUUGUUACACAUAUCCAGUUACUGAAUGCAGUUGUCAGCACUUUAUAAUUCAUCUCACGUCACAUUAUGCCACUGUACAUAUCAAGGAAGAAAUGGAAAUAUAUAAUUUGCUAUGCUACAGAUGAUGUUUUCCUUGUAUGUCUCAAUAAUGGUGAAAUAUGAAUUCAAUUAUUGAAUUAUAAAUUUAACAAUUUAUUAUUUCAAUAAAACACUUAUUUUAACAGUAAUCAUACUAGUAACAGCAAUAGAAGGAAGAAUGGGAGGAGAGCCAGUUUGUUGUAGUGGCUAAAAUGACAGACUAAGACUAAGAAAACCCAAUUUUAAAUCUCUGCUUGGCCACAAAAACUUACUGGGGAGGUGGCAAUAGCAAAACCAUUCCUUAAAUAUAUAUACUGAAAAUCCUGUUAGGGUCAUCAUAAGUCAGAUGUCACUUGAUGGCAUUCAAGAACAGUGAUAGUAAUAAUACUUGUCUUAAACACAAUGUGACUCUUUUAUUUUUCUGUUGUUCAGGACAUUACAAAAGGAGCAUUCAAAAAUCAUAUAUUUAUUUUGUUCCAGAAAUGUCAUUCAACAGAUGAUGUGAAAAGGUAAACCUCACACCCUUUUUCUAUUACUAAAACUUCAUACAAAUUCCUUCACACAUAAAUUAACUAACACUAAAGAGAAAAUGAAAUGACAGAAUAGGAAAACAUGGUGAAACAAGUACAUCCAAGUAUGUAAGGAUGCAGCUCCUGUAAGUCACUUCAUUUCAUCUAA